Molecule: messenger RNA, 803 nt
Organism: Stomoxys calcitrans (stable fly)
Lineage: Eukaryota; Metazoa; Arthropoda; Insecta; Diptera; Muscidae
Gene: SmB
Product: small nuclear ribonucleoprotein-associated protein B
Exons: 2
Coding region: 97-702 (201 amino acids)
Biological process (GO): mRNA splicing, via spliceosome
Cellular component (GO): U2-type prespliceosome; U4/U6 x U5 tri-snRNP complex; cytoplasm
Molecular function (GO): RNA binding
Source: RefSeq, a predicted model, not a curated record
ACUCCUAGCGGCAUCAUAUGCCUUUACGUUUACGUUUCUGUGGUGUUUUGCGGUACUGAUAUUUAUUUAGACAAUUUUGCAUAAAACUACUCCAAAAUGACAAUUGGUAAGAACAACAAAAUGAUUCAGCACCUUAACUAUAGGGUGCGAGUCGUAUUGCAAGAUUCACGCACAUUUAUAGGCACGUUUAAGGCCUUUGAUAAACAUAUGAAUUUGAUUCUGGGAGAUUGUGAAGAAUUCCGCAAAAUACGCUCCAAAAAUACCAAAGUUCCAGAGCGCGAAGAAAAGAGAAUACUAGGAUUUGUAUUGCUGCGCGGCGAAAAUAUUGUCUCAUUGACUGUUGAAGGACCUCCACCACCAGAAGAGGGUUUGCCGCGUGUGCCAAUUCCCGGCGCUCUUUCUGGGCCCGGCAUGGGUCGUGCUACUGGCCGAGGUGUUCCCGUGAAUAUGUCUUCAGUGCCUGCAGGUCUGCAGGGUCCGGUACGUGGCAUUGGCGGUCCUGGUCAACAACACAUGACACCGAUCGGACGCGGUGUACCUCGUGCGCCUAUCAUAGGUGGGCCACCACCAAGCAUUAUUCCCGGAGGUAUGCCAUCCAUGGCUGGUUCAAUGCCCCGAGGAGCACCACCACCAAUGAGAGGUCCCCCACCUGGUGUACUGAGGGGAGCUCCACCACCAGGCCGUGGGGGUUAUCAAAUGUGAACGAAAUUUUUUUUUAAGAGCCUAGGUUCUGGGCUAUGGAGUCUCUUUAUAAGUUGUAACACUGCAUAUAUGUAAUAAAUGAAUAAACCUUUGUAAACUGA